This is a messenger RNA of Sturnus vulgaris (Common starling), 1644 nucleotides long. RefSeq names its product G protein-activated inward rectifier potassium channel 4-like. Lineage: Eukaryota; Metazoa; Chordata; Aves; Passeriformes; Sturnidae. Gene Ontology annotation, cellular component: plasma membrane. The record is from RefSeq and is a predicted model, not a curated record. Gene Ontology annotation, molecular function: inward rectifier potassium channel activity. Gene Ontology annotation, biological process: potassium ion import across plasma membrane; regulation of monoatomic ion transmembrane transport.
CCCCGCGGCCGCAGCAACUCCAUCCCCCCGGCGCAGACCCCCACGGCCAAGCACAUGCUGGCCUACCUGCCCCGGCCGCCCACCGACACCAGCCGGUACGGCACCUUCCCCCAGAAGCCCGAUCUCCCGGCCGUCCCCGGGGUUCUGCUGAAGGACGGCGGGCAGCAAGCCGCCGCCACUGCUGCCAAGAGAGGCGCCCCGAUGCCAAACUGCCCAUCUGCACCCCGUCACAGCGGCUUUGUCACCGGUGAGCCGUCAGGGCCGCCGAGCCGCGGGAGCCUGAGCACCCAGCAGCACCGUGGCCGGCCGUCCUGGUGCCCACCGCCUGCCCCACAAGAGGGUGUGCCCCGCUUGUAUCCCCUGCACGCCCUGAGCGUGGCCAACAUCCCCAACUCGUCACGCGGCAAGACCUCCGCCCGCAGCUCCACCAACCCCACCCCGGAGGGGCUGCAGAGCCGGCGCUGCAAGCUGCUGGAGGAGGACAGCCCGAUGGUCCAGGCCGGCAAGCGGCAGCGGCAGCGCUAUGUGACAAAAGUGGGCAAGUGCCAGGUGAAUCUGGGCAACAUCCAGGACAAGAAGAGGUUCCUCUCAGACAUCUUCACCACCAUUGUAGACCUCAAGUACCGCUGGUUCCUCUUCGUCUUCAUGAUGUGCUACAUCAUCACCUGGGUGGUCUUUGGCUUCAUCUACUUUUUUGAUGCCUGGGUGCGGGGUGACAUUGGGCACCAGGGCGAUCCCGAGUGGCAGGCGUGCAUCGAGAACGUGGAUGGCUUUGUCUCUGCCUUGCUCCUCUCAGUGGAAAGCCAGCGGACCAUUGGCUACGGCACUCGGAUGGUGACAGCCAACUGUGCCGAGGGCGUCAUCCUGUUGAUGGCACAGUCCAUCGUCGGCUCCAUGAUCGAUGCCAUGAUGGUGGGCUGCAUGUUCGUUAAGAUCUCCCGGCCCAAGAAGCGUGCCCAGACCCUCAUCUUCAGCAAGAACUGUGUCAUCUCCCGCCGGGACGAGAAGCUCUGCCUGAUGUUUCGUGUGGGGGACCUGCGGGAAAGCCACAUGGUGGAUGCCAAGAUCCGGGCAAAGCUGAUCAAGUCCCGUCAGACAGCCGAGGGGGAGUUCAUCCCCCUGGAGCAGUCAGAGUUGAACCUGGGCUAUGACACAGGGGAGGACCGUCUAUUCCUGGUGGAGCCCCAGAUCAUCUGCCACGUCAUCAACCGUCACAGCCCUUUCUGGGACAUGUCAGCGGAGUCACUGCGCCGGGAGCAGUUUGAAAUCAUCAUCAUCCUCGAGGGCAUCGUGGAAGCCACAGGAAUGACGUGCCAAGCCCGCACCUCCUACACGGAGGACGAGAUCCUCUGGGGAUAUCGCUUCGAGCCCUGCAUGUCCCUGGAGAAAGGCGCCUUCCAGGUGGACUACAGCCGCUUUGAGAUGACCUUUGAGGUGCAGACGCCGGCGGCCAGCGCCAAGGAGCUGCACGAGCUGAAGGAGCUGGAGCAGCAGGAACACUCCACGCUCAGCCUCUACUGGGAUCACCUCCUGCAGCCCUGCGCGCUGCCGGGACCCGGCGAGGACGCGCUGGUGGGGAUGAGCGUCCCCGGCAGCGUGGCUGAGGGCAUCCGGGAUGAGCCGGAGCGGGAAUUCCCUGCCUGA